UUUUCGUUAUCGGCCGGUGCGGGGAUCAGCGUGACAGCAUUGGCCUGGUGUGCAGAGACUGCCGUUAACCUGAACGAGUCAUGGCCCAGUUUGGGGGACAGAAGAAUCCACCCUGGGCGACUCAGUUUGCUGCCACUGCAGUGUCCCAGCCGGGCCACUCAGGACAGUCCCUUGACCUCAACAGCCUGCACUCUCUGGGAGUGCAGCAGCCGUCUCUUCUGGGAGCAUCUCCCUCUGUUUACUCACAGCAGUCAGCGUUGGCUGCUGCCUCUCUCAGCAACCAGUCUGCUGCAAACUAUCAGCUGUCUCAGCAAACUGCUGCUCUGCAGCAGCAGGCGGCGGCCGCCGCUGCAGCAGCGCUACAGCAGUCCCAGAUCAAUACGGCGCUGCAGCAGUAUCAGCAACAGCAGCAGCAACAACAGCAGCAGCAACAGCAGCAGCAGCAACAACCCCAGCAACCACCACAACAACAACUGUACAAUGUACCUCAUCAGCUUCCACAGCCUCAACAGGCUCUCAUUUCUCAGCCCCCUGUCGCCUUGCCUACCAGUCUGAGCCUGUCCAACCCUCAGCAGACAGCCCAGAUAACGGUUUCCUAUCCGACGCCACGUUCGAGCCACCAACAGCAGACGCAGCCGCAGAAGCAGAGAGUCUUCACUGGUGUCGUCAACAAGCUUCAUGACACCUUUGGCUUUGUAGAUGAAGAUGUAUUUUUUCAGCUGAGUGCUGUGAAGGGAAAGACUCCCCAGGUGGGAGACAGGGUCCUGGUGGAGGCCGUGUAUAACCCCAACAUGCCCUUCAAGUGGAACGCCCAGCGCAUCCAGACGUUACCUCAACUAGCGAAUCAGUCGCAUCAGCAGCAGCCUCAGCCUUUACCUCAAGCUUCCCCGCAGCUCGGAAGCCUGUACAACGAGCCGGGGAUGCAGCUGCGCUACUCGGACAUGCACUCCACCGCAGACAACAGACAGAAUAACCAGCCUCAAGCUCCAAACAUGAUGAAGGCUGCUCCCACCAUGCUGCAGCCGCUGCCUCCUCCAACCACCUUCAGUGUUCCGGCCCAGGCUCCCCCGCCAUCACUCCUGCAGGCCCAGCUGUCUGCUGCGUCUUUAGCCCCCCUGCUCCAGAACCCUCCUCAGCCUCUGCUUCCACAGCCUCCACCCAAAGAUGUGUUUCCUGGAGGUUUGCUUCAGCCACCGGUGAGAAUGAUGCCUCAGCCACAGCCUGUCAGACGAAUCGAGCCUCCGCCUCGUUUCCCAACACGCAACGAUCGAGGCCCUGAGCUCAUCCUUAGGACUAAAGAAGAACGCAGAGACAGAGAUCGUGAGCGCAGACGAUCAAGAGAACGGUCGCCCACGCGCAAACGCUCCAGAGAUCGUUCGCCGAGACGCGAUCGCUCUCCGAGACGGCCUCGCCGGGUGGUUCCACGCUACACCGUCCAGUUUUCCAAGUUCAGCUUAGACGGCUCCAGCUGUGACAUGAUGGAGCUCAGAAGACGCUAUCAAAGCCUCUACAUUCCCAGUGACUUCUUCGACGCCGUCUUCACGUGGGUGGACGCCUUUCCUCUCACUCGACCCUUCCAGUUUAGCAACGCCUGUAACUUCCACAUCUUGCACAAAGAGGUGGACCCACUUGCGAAGAACACCGCCGUGCUGGACCCUCCUGAUGCCAACCACACCUACAGCGCGAAGGUGAUGCUGCUAGCAAACCCCAGUAUUGAGGAACUCUAUCACAAGUCCUGUGCCCUGGCAGAGGACUCUCAGGAAGUCAGAGAUGCCUUCCAGCAUCCUGCCAGACUCAUUAAGUUCCUGGUGGGCAUGAGAGGUAAAGACGAGGCCAUGGCCAUCGGCGGCCACUGGUCUCCCUCUCUGGACGGAGCCGACCCGGAGAAGGAUCCCUCGGUCCUUAUUAAGACAGCGAUACGCUGUUGCAAGGCGCUCACGGGCAUAGACCUUAGUCUGUGUACUCAGUGGUAUCGUUUUGCAGAGAUUCGCUAUCACCGGCCGGAGGAGACACACAAGGGGCGGACAGUCCCUGCUCAUGUGGAGACAGUGGUUUUGUUUCUUCCGGAUGUUUGGCAUUGUCUUCCUACCCGCUCAGAGUGGGAGGUGCUGUCACGGCGACUCCGGGAGCAGCUGGCUGAGAAGCUGUCGGCCGAGCGAAAGGAGGCGGAUGGAGAACAGGAGGAGGAGGACAAGGACGACGACGAGUCGAAGGACGUCAGCACUCCCACUCACUGGGCUAAACUUGACCCGAAAUCCAUGAAGGUGAAUGACCUGCGAAAGGAGCUCGAUUGUCGCGCUCUCAGCUCGAAGGGACUGAAGUCGCAGCUGAUCGCUCGCCUCACCAAACAGCUGAAGGUGGAGGAGCAGGUGGAAGAGUCCAAAGAGCCCGAAAAGCCCGAGAUCAAAGUCCCAGAAGAAGAGGAGCCGGCCCGCGUGGAGGACGACCGCGAGGAGGAGGAACGGAAGAGGCAGGAGGAGCUGGAGCGGCAGAGGAGAGAAAGACGUUACAUCCUCCCCGACGAGCCCACCAUCCUCGUUCAUCCCAACUGGGCGGCCAAGAACGGCAAGUUUGACUGCAGCGUGAUGUCGCUGAGCGUGCUGCUGGACUACCGGCUGGAGGACAACAAGGAGCACUCCUUCGAGGUUUCCUUGUUUGCUGAGCUGUUCAAUGAGAUGCUUCAGAGAGACUUUGGGUAUCGUAUAUACAAGGCGCUCGCCGCUCUUCCCACUAAGGACGAGAAGAAAGAGAAGAAGGCCAAAAAAGAGGCCGAGAAGAAAGAGUUUGAAAAGCGUGAAAUAAAGAAGGAGAAAGAAGACGAGACUGAAGAGCCCGUGACAAAGAAGGCUAAAGAAGAUGAGGAGGAGAAGAGGAAGUGCGAUGAAAAGAUCAUUAAAAAAGAAGAAUCUCGAGACGAGGAGGAAAACGAGGACGACGGCAGCACAGCUAACGCUGAAGAAUACGACCCCAUGGAGGCCGAGGAAGCAGACGAUGACGACGACGAUGAUAAAGACGACGACGACUCUAAUGACAGGAAAGACCGCAAGGAUGACCGCAAGCCAUCAAAGGAGCGCUCCUCCAAGGACAAGGAGAAGAAGCAGAUGGUCACAUACAACAAGGAGCUCCUGAUGGCGUUCGUCUACUUCGACCAGAGUCACUGUGGUUAUUUGCUGGAGAGAGACCUGGAGGAGAUCCUGUACACUCUGGGGCUGCAUCUUUCUCGUGCUCAGAUAAAGAAGCUUUUGAACAAGCCGGUGGUCCGAGAGUCUUGCUACUACAGAAAGCUGACGGACAGGGGAAAGGAUGACCCCACCCCUUCCUUUAAUGAAGCCCUGAUAGAAAACCUCACAGGAAACCGAGCACUACUUCCCACUCCGAAGGCUCGUCCUCAGUCGGAGGCCAGCGAGUCCGGCAACCUGAUCGUGUACAACGGAGCCAUGGUGGACGUCGGCAGCAUGAUGCAGAAACUGGAGAAGAGCGAGAAAGCAAGAGAGGAGAUCGAACAGAAGCUCAUGGCUCAGGACGCCAAAAUGGACGAAGAUGCGAAGGUGAAAGCUCAGGUGGAGCAGGCCAACAAGUCGCUGUCCCGGGAGCUGGAGGAGGUGAAGAGCACGCUGAGUCAGACGGAGCAGACGCUGAAGGCCACGGAGGAGCAGAAGACGGUCUACCACGAGCAGCUGAGCAAGCUGACCGGCUCCUUGAUGUCCACAGUCAAAGGGCUGCUGGUGGUGCUCAACAAGGAUCAAGACAUGGACGAAUCAGGCGGCGAAGUUGCCAGUGAUGCGAUCCUCGCCUCUCAAACAAAUGGUGCAGAUGAAUGAGUUUUUACUGAAACUAAGCUGAUCUGUAAAACUUCUAACUUGUAAAUAGACAGUUAUUUCACUUAGCUUUUUUUUUUUUUUUAAAUAUUAUUAUUAUUAUUAUUAUGUUUGAUUUGAAGCUGUUGCCACCCAUUUCCCUGUAUAAUUUAAUUCCUGGAUUAGUUCCCUUGUGUUAAUUUGACCAGCUUUUUGUUUGGUAGAGGCUCCUUCUCUGACCUAGAGUAACUUUUAACUCCGACAAAGCUUUGAAGCGGUUCCUCUCAAGGCAACUUGAGUUACUAAUGCUUGUGUUCGCCAUCACUUUAGCUUUGUUACGGCCAAUGAAGUGCCACAUUGUAGAUUUAAAUGCCAGUAUGUGAGGUGUACUUGAGUUGAUUUCGUUUUUCUAAUGAGCAAUAUUGAUGCUAUUUAUGUGUGAGAGAAUUCUUUAAAAAAAAAAAAAGCAAACAAACUAUAUUUAAAAAAGGUAAUUUUGGAAGGAAAAGGUUGGAAGGGCUUCAUGUGGUUCAGACAGAGUUUCUUGGUUCGUCCAUCGCAGCUCUAGUAAAUAUAUUUACUAGGUCUGACUCAUUUUUGUUGGGUUUUGUUGAUCUGAAAACACGGCUAUGCAUGGUUCCUGCCUCUGUUGGACCUUCUCUCUGUCUGCACCUCCUGACUGGAUCCACCAACCGCUGCGCUGCAAGUUACAGUGUUUUUCCAUGUCUGACUGUGACGAGCGUUUGUCUCUUUUUCUGAAAUAGGAAAUUUAAAAAAAAAAAAAGAAAAACAAACCGUGAACCAAAAGUGAAGCUCAAUGAAUGUGU
This is a messenger RNA of Salarias fasciatus (jewelled blenny), 4624 nucleotides long. RefSeq names its product cell division cycle and apoptosis regulator 1 (gene ccar1). NCBI's taxonomy places the organism in Eukaryota, Metazoa, Chordata, Actinopteri, Blenniiformes, Blenniidae. Gene Ontology annotation, biological process: regulation of DNA-templated transcription. Bases 81 to 3821 code for a protein of 1246 amino acids. Gene Ontology annotation, cellular component: nucleus. The transcript has 26 exons. The record is from RefSeq and is a predicted model, not a curated record.